Callithrix jacchus (white-tufted-ear marmoset) is the source of this 3268-nucleotide messenger RNA. The record is from RefSeq and is a predicted model, not a curated record. NCBI's taxonomy places the organism in Eukaryota, Metazoa, Chordata, Mammalia, Primates, Cebidae.
UAACCUGGGUAGCUGUGGUUACAACUAACUGCAAAAAGGGCCAGAGGGUAGAGGAUCCCGUAACAUUUCCAUAUCCGAUCUCUGCUCUCUCUGCUGAGCACAGUGGCACCAGGCCAGGCACGAGGCUGAGCUAAGGCCUAUCUGAUGGAGCAGAUCUCUGAGCUGAGCGAAGAAGGGCCGCCCUGGGCAAGCUUACACGGUAGAACAGAAUGGAGUUGCGACCCUACCAACAGGAGGUGAUCACGCCUGCCCUGGAGGGCAAGAAUAUCAUCAUCUGGCUGCCCACCGGUGCUGGGAAGACCCGGGCGGCUGCUUAUGUGGCCAGGCAGCACCUAGAGACUGUGGAUGGAGCCAAGGUGGUUGUAUUGGUCAACAGGGUGCACCUGGUGACCCAGCAUGGUGAAGAGUUCAGCCGCAUGCUAGAUGGACGCUGGACCAUGACAACCCUGAGUGGGGACAUGGGGCCACGUGCUGGCUUUGGCCACCUGGCUCGGUGCCAUGACCUGCUCAUCUGCACAGCAAAGCUGCUGCAGAUGGCACUAACCAGCCCUGAGGAGGAGGAGCACGUGGAGCUCACAGCCUUCUCUCUGAUCGUGGUGGAUGAGUGCCACCACACCCACAAGGACACUGUCUACAACAUCAUCAUGAGCCAGUACCUAGAACUUAAACUCCAGAGGGCACGGCCCCUGCCCCAGGUGUUGGGUCUCACAGCCUCCCCAGGCACCGGCGGGGCCUCCAAGCUCGAUGGAGCCAUCAACCACGUCCUACAGCUCUGUGCCAACUUGGACACGUGGUGCAUCACAUCACCCCAGAACUGCUUCCCCCAGCUGCAGGAGCACAACCAGCAGCCCUGCAAACAGUACGACCUCUGCCAAAGGCGCAGUCAGGAUCCGUUUGGGGACUUGCUGAAGAAGCUCAUGGACCAAAUCCACGACCACCUGGAGAUGCCUGAGUUGAGUCGGGACUUUGGGAAACAGACGUAUGAGCAGCAGGUGGUGAAGCUGAGCGAGACUGCGGCUUUGGCUGGGCUCCUGGAGCAGCGGGUUUACGCGCUUCACCUGAGGCGCUACAAUGACGCGCUCCUCAUCCACGACACUGUCCGCGCCGUGGACGCCCUGGCUGCGCUGCAGAAUUUCUAUCAAAGGGAGCAUGCCACUAAAACCCAGAUCCUGUGUGCUGAGCGCUGGCUGCUGGCCCUGUUCAAUGACCACAAGGAUAUGCUGGCCCACUUGGCAACUCAUGGCCUGGAGAAUCCAAAACUGGAGAUGCUGGAAAAGAUCCUGCAGAAGCAGUUCAGGAGCUCUGACAGCCCCCGGGGCAUCAUCUUCACCCGCACCCGCCAGAGUGCGCACUCCCUCCUGCUCUGGCUCCAGCAGCAGCCGGGCCUGCAGACUGUGGACAUCCGGCCCCAGUUACUGAUUGGAUCUGGGAACAGCAGCCAGAGAACCCACAUGACCCAGAAGGACCAGCAAGAAGUGAUCCGGAAGUUCCGAGAUGGAACCCUGAACCUUCUGGUGGCCACCAGUGUGGCGGAGGAGGGGCUGGAUAUCCCACAGUGCAACGUGGUGGUGCGCUAUGGGCUCCUAACCAAUGAGAUCUCCAUGGUCCAGGCCAGAGGUCGUGCCCGAGCGGGUGAGAGUGUGUACUCAUUUGUAGCAACUAAGGGUAGUCGGGAGCUGCAGCGGGAGCUGAUCAACGAGGCGCUGGAGACGCUGAUGGAGCAGGCAGUGGCUGCUGUGCAGAAAAUGGACCGGGCCGAGUACCAGGCCAAGAUCCGGGAUCUGCAGCAGGCAGCCGUGACCAAGCGUGUAGCCCAGGCAGCCCAGCGCGAGAGCCAGCGGCAGCAGUUCCCCAAGGAACACGUGCAGCUACUCUGCAUCAACUGCAUGGCGGCUGUGGGCCAUGGCAGUGACCUGCGGAAGGUGGAGGGCGCCCACCACGUCAACGUGAACCCCAACUUCUCGAUCUACUAUAACGUCUCCAAAGAGCCUGUGGUCAUCAACAGAGUCUUCAAGGACUGGAAACCUGGGGGUGUCAUCAGCUGCAGGAACUGUGGGGAGGUCUGGGGUCUGCAGAUAAUCUACAAAUCAGUGAAGCUACCAGCGCUCAAAGUCCGCAGCAUGCUUCUGCAGACCCCUCAAGGGCGGAUUCAGGCCAAAAAGUGGUCCCGCGUGCCCUUCCCUGUGCCUGACUUUGACUUCCUGCAGCACUGUGCCCAGAACCUGAUGGACCUCUCCUUGGACUGACCACCUUGUUGCUGCAGUACCCGGCUCGGGCUGUAGGGGGCAGGAGAGUCCACAGCUGCAGUCGUCUUCCCUGGGAUACAGCCUGGUCCAGGCCCCUCUUUCUGGAAUCACCAGCUGUGGGCAUCAGGCCCACCAGUCACAGAGGAGUCCUGGGCAUCCUGGCUUGGGCAUCCUGGCUUAGGCUCCCGAAAUGGGGAAGCAACUGGAGGGCCAGACCUCAGCCCCGGACCCACCUCGGACGCACAUAGUCAUUUUCAUAUGCACUGGAUGGAGUUGGGGAAACGGAGGCAAAAGAAUUGCCACACUUUGGACUUGGCUGCCAUUAAAAAUAAAAAUAAAAAAAAACAAAGAGCUGGUCCGAGUGCAGUGGUGUUUACAACUAAUUGAUCACAGCCAGUUACAGAUUUGUUACUUCUUCACUCCCACUGCUUCACUUGACUAGCCUAAAAAAUAAAGAAAUAAAUAAAUUGCCAUACUAUACUCUGAAUCAUCACAUUCUUUCCCUACCAAGGCCACUUCUAAUUUUUGAGGUUCUUUAUAAAAAUAAAUGGCUCACACCUGUAAUCCAAGCACUUUGGAGGCCAAGGUGGGUGGAUCACCUAGGGUCGGGAGUUCUAGACCAGCCUGACCAAUAUGGUGAAACCCCAUCUUAAAAAAGAAAAAAAAGAAGAUUGUCAUGUCUAAAAAAGAUAAACACAAAAAAGAAAAGAAAAUAUUGUCAUGUCUAGAUUUAAAUUUUAAGUCUGAGGUUUUAAAUGUUUUUGAGCUUAGAAAACCUAGUUGGAUGCAAUUUGGUCAUUAAUACCAUCAUAUCUUGCUUACAAAUAUUCCAUUGUUCUGUAGUUUAAAUCUAUUUGCUUUAUGAAAAUUCAUCACUGUGAUGCCUGUAUUCUUUUUUCCCUUUUUAUUCUGUUUAACAGAAUAUGAGCUGGCUGUCAUUUACCCACCUCUUUCCCACUGAAUAAAUGAAUUAUUUAGUUUCCCUGUAAAAAAAUAAAUAAAUGGAAACAUGGGGUAGAAAA